This is a messenger RNA of Stylonychia lemnae, 2199 nucleotides long. Lineage: Eukaryota; Ciliophora; Spirotrichea; Sporadotrichida; Oxytrichidae. The record is from the annotation of a GenBank genome assembly.
AUGCUAGUAAGUAUAAUCAAUAGAAUAUUCAGAACUAAUCUAAUGCUGAUAGAUAAAAAGUACUUGCCUUUUAUAGAUAAAUAUUACAUGCUAUAAGUUGGUCUUGAAAAUUAAAGCCAAGAAUAAAGUUUUAUCCUGAAAGAGUUUUUCAAAUUGGUUAAUAUUUUAAUCUAUCCUCAAAGAAUUUAGCUUGCUUCUAACUAAUAGUUUUCUGCAGCAGGGCUCAGUCAAAAUACAAAUUAUGAUUCAUAAUCUAAAGUGAGAGACAUCAUUCUUUAUCUAAAGGUUAUCAAAUAAAUCUUAAAUAUUCCUGAAAAUAGAAACUCUUCAAAUAAUCUUCACAAUAACAACAAACAAUAGCAAGAUGAAGAUCAUUUAUUUGCAUUGAGUGAUAUAAUUGAUGAUAAUAAAAUAAAUCAGCAUGCUUUGAUUAGACAUCUUAUGUAUUUAUGGGAAUCUAUUAUUGGUAAAAAGGUUGAUAAGAUUCAAAACUUAGAGUUCAAUGAGAUAUUAGAUCUGUAAAGAGAUUUAGAACCAGAACAAGUUAAGAGCUUACAAAUAAGAAUAUGGCUUAAUAUUGAUUUUUCAAAGUAUGAUAGCAAGCCAUCUCUCUUGGAUAACAAACCUAAAAGUGUAUAAAAGGUUAUUCAAACAGAAGACGAUUAACGUAUUAAUGAUUUUAUACAAUUAUAAGAGGACUAUAAGGAGAUUAAGCAGGAAAGAGAUGUAAUUUCUUCUGAAAAGAUGGAACUAUUGAGAGAAAAGCAUACCUAUAACGAAAAAUAUAGUGAAUUACAGAAUGAAUUUGAGGAAAUACAAGAAAGAUUAGAUAGAAAAACAUAAAAAUGCUAAAAAUACAAAGAAAAACUUCUCAGAUUUGAGGAGGAAGGAGUGAAUAAGCAAGGAGGUGUUGAAAGAUUAUAAGAAGAAAUCAAUAUAUUGACAAAAUAAAAAUUGGAGGCUGAGUAGAGGACUAAAAAGUUUGAAUCAUAAUUUAGAUCGGGGCUCAAAGAAAUCGAUUAACUGAGGGAUGAAAUUGAAUAGUUACAAAAUGAAAAGAAGCAAAUUAAACAGCAGGAAAAUGAUCUAGAAGGGGGUCUUUCAGAGCAAUCCAGCUUCAUAAUAUUUAAUUAGCCUAAUACUCAUCAUGACAUGAGAGUUAGUGAACUAGAAAAAGAAAAAGAGGUACUUUUGCAGAAAAUUCAAAUGCUUGAAAAGAUUAAUAAAGAAUUAGUCGCAUAUAAAAAGGCACUUGAGGAAACUAUUGAUGAAAUAGCUAAAGAGUAAGACAAUUAAAAGAGGUUAUAAAUGGUUAAUUUCAAUUUAAUCAGAAGAAAAAGUUUAUUAAGGUUAGAGCAUUCAUAAUUAUUCUCUGAUGUUAAACCACUUCAUACUCCAGAUAAAACUGAAAGAUAAUUAGCCACAACUGUCAUCAAUUAAUAUAUGGGGUAGAAGCAAUCUAUGUUUGACUAAUUUUUACCUGGAAAUAAAAACAGUAAACUAUAAGCACCGAGCUCAGUAUUGGAUAUGCAAAGUACAUCCUAAUUCAACACUUCAUAAAAUGAUGACUUGAUAUCACCGAACUAUCAAACAACUAAUGGUGUCAGAAAUCAGCCAGAUCUAAAUGAGAUUCUAGAAUAGAUUUAAAGAAUGGAUUCAGAGCAAAACACUCCAGCUCAUAGAACUCAAAAUAACAUUUAAAUGGGAGACUCAAAUGAUCAUGAAUAUGGAAGUAACUAAACACAUAGCUUACAAAUGGAAAGCCGUCGUUAAUCAGUCAGUGAUAAUAGAAACAACAAUAUAUUGAGUGGCUUGAUUCGAGAAAACUCUAAUUAAAAGUCUUUGCCAAGGUUAGAAAACGACAAAAGUACAAAUAGCGUUAAAAAUAACGUGUUCACAAAUGAUGCAUUUACAAGUUAAAACAACUAAUAAACUGGAAAUUUUAAUAAAAAUGACUAUAACAAUAAUUUUGAGGAUGAUGAGGAGGAAGAAAAAGAAGAAGAAGAUGAACCAGAAAACAAUAACAUUUUUAAUAUGUUGCUUAAAAAGUAGAUGACGCAGAAACUCUAGGAGUAAAAUAAAUCUCAAAACAUAAUAAAUGCAGACAUAAAAAAGCAAGUAAUUAAAGAGGCAGAGGAUGAGGAUGAAUAUGAUGAAGAGAGUGAUAGCAGUAGUGAUAGUGAAGAAGAAUUUGAUUGA